Etheostoma spectabile (orangethroat darter) is the source of this 6068-nucleotide messenger RNA. Its product is annotated as desmoplakin. Gene Ontology annotation, biological process: skin development; cell-cell adhesion; intermediate filament cytoskeleton organization. The transcript is spliced from 2 exons. Gene Ontology annotation, molecular function: structural molecule activity. Gene Ontology annotation, cellular component: intercalated disc; plasma membrane; cytoplasm. Bases 742 to 5769 code for a protein of 1675 amino acids. NCBI's taxonomy places the organism in Eukaryota, Metazoa, Chordata, Actinopteri, Perciformes, Percidae. The record is from RefSeq and is a predicted model, not a curated record.
UAAUACUUCCUGGCUUUCUACAUUUGCAGUAGCUUAUGCAGCAUAUUUUUGGGGGCUAUUUGGACGCUUAAACUUAUGAUGCCCGUUUAGCUUUAUCUUCUUAUCAAUGCAUGAUUUCUAGGUCUUCUGUUUUGCAUCAACAUAUUUCACUGCCUCACUAAGUACUGAACCGUAAAAUAUUGCAGCAAACUGUAUCACCUUCCUCUGAGGGUUGUUGUAUUAUCAAAUAUAUUCACCUCAUCACUAGUGAAGACAUCUUCCUCAUUGUACAAAAGAAGUAAGAGUGGUGAAUGUCUGCAUGUACAAUAACUUCUUAUUGCUGGUGAUGGUGACUUGAUGGGAGGAAAGAGCCUUUUCCUUUUUUCUCAUAUUGGCUUUCUGUGGGAAAAUAAAGCCUCUCCAGGAGUUUGUGUAGUUUUGUUGCGUAGUUGCUUAGUUUUGUAAGUAUUGGGACUGACAAAGAUGCAGUAUCAAUUUAGUGCUAGUAAUAAAAUCUUAAAUAAAUCUAACAUCUUGUUGUCAAAUAUGAUUUCUAACCCUCCACAAUAUUUCUGGCUAACUAAAAAACUAUGCAAAUUGCAAAUUCCUGGAGAGUGUUUAAUAUGGCUGCAGCACUCUGGUAAGAAGAUAAACAAUCAUGCAAUUUCAAAAUAAACAUGAAAAAGUGGAUGACUUAUUUUGUUUGCAUUAUAGAACAGAAGGGCUUUUGAGAGAGCAGAGAAUACUAAAAGGACAGAGAGCAUGGAGCUUCAAAAAACUGCAGGGGAAAUAGAGAUUAGUCAUCUUAAGCAACGGGUCCAGGAACAGGAAGCUGUGCUGGUUGAAAGACAAGCACAGCUGGAAAAGUUGGAAGGAGAAGUAGCCACACAACAGAAGACAAUUGAUGAUCUAAGCUUUCAGAAAUCACAGCUGGAGCAUGACGUUAAUCAGUAUUGCACCAAGUUAGAAAUAGCGGUAAAAGACAAAGCUGCCAGUGAACAAGAAUUAAGUAACACAAAACAGUUAAUUGAGCAGUCAGAGGCCAGGUGGUCUUUGGCUCAGAAGAACCUAAAGGACCUCUUAAAGAAAAGUACUGAUGGCCAAGAUCUUAAGAAACAGAGCCCCAAAUUUCAGAGAAAAAUAAACAUGGCGGAAAGUACUGAGGAACAGGUGCUAAGUCAAGUAAAGGCUAAAGAAAAUGAUCUGGCUCAGCAGCCUUUUUCAUAUGAUAGUCAGUCGACAGUUGAAAGUGAGUCUGAGUCAUCUGCAGUCAGACAAAAUGACACAAUGAUGGCAGAUGUCCUGCAGCAGAAAGUAGAGGAACUAGUCCUGAUCCAGAAGAGAGCAGAAAUGGCUGAGGAGAAAGCACAAAGUUAUAAAAAUCUGUUGGAUGACAGCAAUAACAGACUGAAGAAACUUCAGGCGGACAUGGAAACUAAAAGGAUCAACAUGAGACAAAAAUCAGAGGAUCUCCAGCAGGAAGCAAAGAACAUGAAGAAAUCCAUUGAUGAACUUCAAGAGGAAAUCAGAUCUCUCCAAAGAGCAAAAUCCUCAUUGGAACACAAUACGUUUUUCCAAAGCACUGAAGUUGAAGGCCUCAAAGAGCAGUUGAAGAUUACACAAGCAGAACUGCAUAAGAAAGGCACCAUGGAGCAGGAAAAUAUUCACAAGAUUAACAACUUGGAAGAAGAGCUAGCUUCCAAGCAGGCAGUAGUAGAUCAGCUGAAGUUUAAAUGCAAUGAGCUGACACGUAUGAAUGUCUCAUCUGAUAGUAAUAUUAGAGGUCUUCAGAUCCAAACAGAGUCAUUGGAAAAAGACAGAUCAUUUUCUGAACAGAAGAUCAAGUCUUUAAAGUGCGAGAUAGAGAGCUGGAAACAGCAACUUCAAACAGCGAAGGAAGAAAACAACUUAAUGAAGAGAUCUGAGCAGGCGUCGCAGCUCAAAAGUAAAAACCUCGAAUCAGAACUUAAAAAAAGUGAAUUAGUUUCUUCUCAGUUGCAGCAAAAGGUAGAUGAGUUAAAACAGGUGAAUAUGGAGAUGGAAAAUAAUCUGAAGAAUUUAAGAGCUAAACUCGAUCAGGUGACAAUGGAAAUUGAGAGCAAGGAUCAGCAAAUUAAAAUAUUCAAGUCUCAGGUGGAGGCCACUAAAUCACAGGUUAGAAUUAUUGAGGACGAACUAAGUAAUAAAUCUCAGACCUCCCAUGAGCUUCAAAUGAAACUUCAAGGUUAUAGUGAGGAGGUGAGGCAAAUGACUGGACUGCAACAGAAUAUCCAAACACUAAAUUCAAAAAUUGCCAAUUGUGAGAAAGAAAUAACAACUCUGAAAUCAGAGCUGGAGUCAGCGUUUGCUGAGAAGAAUUCUGCUAUUGGAAAGAUCCACAUGCAAAAUGCUGAAAUCAAUGAUUUGAACAUGAUGCUAAAAAACAGAAAUGCAGAACUGCAAAAAGAAUCUGCAGAGUGUCAAAAACAUCUUAAUAAAGUCAAGGCAAUAGAAGACGAGCUUUUCAAACAUAAGCACAGUACUAAAGGGUUAACAGGCAGCUCAGAGAAAAUGACAGAAAACCUAAAUCAGGAGUUGUAUGCUCUUCAGAAUGACAAGAGAUCAUCAGACAGAAAUGUAGAGAACUUGAAUGUUAAACUCUUAGAGCUCAGCUCUUCCCUCCAAAGAACCAAAGAUGAAUUGUUGAAAGAGACCAGAGAAAGAAAAGUCAAAGAAUCAAAAAUAUUGCAGAUGGAGAAUGAGCUUCAGAAAAAUAAAGUGACAAUGAAAGAAGUAAUGUUGAGUUCUGACAAAUCUCAGUUAAAUUUACAACAUGAAAAUACUAUCCUUAAGAAGGAGAAAGCUGAGGCGCUAGAGAAAAGCAUUUUGUUGGGAUCCGAAGUCAGAAUGCUGAAAGAAAAGCUGCAGCGCACUCAAACUGAAGCUGAACAAAAGCAAAAUGAAAACUCUGUCCUUCAGCUGAGGUCCCAGCAGAUGGAAGAACAACUUGAAAAGUGCAAGAAAAUGCUAGAUGACUUAAAAAGUAAACUAGACCUUCAGAAAGAGGGCUAUGAGAGGCAGUUGUUGCUAGUCCAGACUGAAAUAGAGAAAAAACUUAUUUUACUUCAAUCUGAAAUUUUAAGUGAAAGCGGGAAAUCACAACAGCAUUCACAUAGCGCAGAAUUAGCAGAGAUGCUAAACAAGUAUUUCAAACAGGAUGUCAAACAGAUAAAAACAGUGUAUCAGACCACUGAAAAAACAUUGGACCAACAGCUGCAACUGCAGAUCAAAAUAGACAAACUACAGCAAGAAAGAACACAGCUCGGACAAGACCUCUCAAAUGCAAAAUCCCAAAUUGCCCAACUUGAGGAAGACAGACUUAAACUGAACUCAAAAGUAAGCGCUUUACAAAGCCUUUGCAAUGAACAGUCAAAUGAGUCAGCUAAGAUAACAGACAGUGAGUGGAAACUGACAUGGAAGGAAAACGAAGCGAGAUCUCUUCAGGAACAGCUAGAGGUGAAAAGUCUACAAGAAAAGCUGUUGGCGCUCGGGGUCAGGACAAAGACUGAUAACCAGAGGAUAAACAAACAGGAAAUCACUGAAGCCAGUUACUAUGCAAAAGACAACAAGGCUGCUUUGUUGAAGACAGAACAUACAGUGAGGCAGAAGAUGGUGCCCUCUGCUGAAAGUGCAAAAUGCAACCUGGAGGACGAGAUUUUCAAAAUGAAAGUGUCCUCAGAGAUGGCCACAAUGGAGAAAGAACAUAUUCUUGAAGGACUGACACAAGUCAAACAAGACAAAAUGGAAGUCACUCACAGCCAAAGACUUUAUGAUUCAACAACAAAGAAAACCUUAAAUUGCUCUACUUAUCAAAUUCUCCCACAAAAACACAACACGCAAGAUAUGACCCACAAGAGCCAAAUCAAGCCUGAUGAGCCCAUGACUGUGACAACACAUGGAUACAUGGCUCUGUGUGGACUAACAGACAAAAGCCCAAGUGAAACACAUAGCAUCACUAAGACAAGAAAGUAUCAGAUCGUAGAGACAUGUGAAAGUGUAACCACAUCAGACAGUGAGGAGAAACUGAGUGUCAUAUAUUCAACUUCCCAAAAGCUCCCAGAACUCAAAGGCAGCCUGAGUAUUCAAAACUUAAUCAAGUUUAAACUCUUGGAUAACGAGGUUUUGCGUAGGUUUGAGAUGGGUCUCAUCACAACGGAAGAGGUGCAAGCUUCGCUCGCUAAGUACACUGUUAAACCAACUACUAUUGCUGGAGUUUAUGUGGAGUCAAGUAAGAAAAAGAUAUCUUUCCUAGAAGCUGCAGAGAAGGGCUUCUUAGCAAAGACGUACGCUCUUGAGUUCUUGGAGGCUCAGGCUGCCACAGGAAGCCUCACAGAUCUGGCCACAGGGCAAACACACUCAGUUGUUGAAGCUUUAGAGAGAGGUAUUAUAGAGACAGGGCUGAAAGAUAAACUGAUGGAGGCUCAGAAAGCUGUUAGUGGCUACAUCCAUGCUGGCAGAAAGCUAUCUGUGUUUCAGGCAAUGGAAGAAAGGAUUCUCGAUAGAUACAGAGGCAAGAAGAUCCUUGAGGUCCAGGUAGCUACUGGAGGACUGAUCAACCCAGAGAUUGGUGUCAGGGUGCCGGCUAGCAUUGCUGUUGAUCAGGGUCUUUUAAACAAGGAGACUCUACAGAGUUUGUAUGAUCCAGUCAGUAACCCCAAAGGUUUUCACAACCCUGACCGUGGACAGAAAGCAUACUACUCUGAAAUACUGAAGGCAUGCCUUUACGACACCAAUGGUGGUGUAUUUCUCUUCCCAUUUGGUGAGAAACAUCUAACUAACACCUCUCCCACAAGUUCUCAUAGAGUGUCUGUUGUCAGCACCAACUGUGGCAUUGAAAUGUCUGCUUACGAAGCAUUCAAGGGGAGACACAUUGACAACAGGACGUAUCUGUUUCUGUCACAGCAGGAAAGUGAAUGGCAGGAAAAGUCCAUAGUUGACCCCAAUGGAAGCCCACUUCACAUCAUAACUGAUGUCAAAAGUGGCCGACAACUUUGUCUAGAGUCCGCUCUAAGUCAGAGGUUUCUUGAAAUAUCUGAGCUUGAAAGCUAUCGCAUUGGGCUUCUUAGCAUCUAUGAGAUUGCGGAUAUCAUAUUUUCAAGAAUGGUUGUUGUGGAAGAUGUUAACAGCCCCAUUGCUGGUCUCUGGGACAUCACUCAGAGGAAGAGGCUGUCAGUUCUUCAGGGUUUUCAACAGGGCUUUACUGAUAGAGCCACUGCUUUAAGGCUGUUGGAGGCCCAGGCCUGCACUGGAGGUAUUUGCGACCCCUCUUCAGGGGAAAAAGUUACUCUCUCGGAGGCUCUCAAACGAGGUCUUUUAGAUGAGGCUUUGAAUCAGCAGCUCCAACAGUUUGAGCAGGUGUUUAAUGGCAUUGUUCACCCCAAGACUUUAAAGACUUUGUCCAUCCCCCAGGCUGUUCAGGAAAAUCUCAUCCCAAAGGAUGUUGGUUUUCGCUGUAUCGAAUUCCAGCUUCUGACUGGAGGAUUGAUAAAUUCUGACACCCGUGAUAGAGUCUCACUUGAAGAAGUCAUUCAGAGUGGCCUUGUUGACAAAGUAACAGCCGCUGCACUCAAAGAUGAGAAGUUCCACACUAAAAGCCUCACCUGUCCAAAGACCAAGAGAAAAAUAACGUUCAGAGAGGCACUUGAAAGAAGUGUGUACGACUGCCACACAGGGUUAAGGUUACUGGAUGCUACAAAAAUACAUGGUUUUGGAGCCAAAUCAACAUUUCAUUAUGUUUGGGCAUAUAAGUAAUACACAUUUGUAAAUAUAUGCUUGUCCAUUGCAUAAAAGCAAUAUGCAAAAGUUGCAAAUAUGUUUGUUUUUUUGUGUUUGACUGUGAAGUUAGCUUGACUUCACUGCUGAAUGUUUUAUUUUUGGUUUACACACAUUUAAAUGUGGUUGAUACUACUGAAAAUGGUUCUUAAGCUUUGGUGUUUUUAGUCUGACUAUGCAUGUAUUUUGACAAUGCCCCUCCCUUUCAGGAUUCCCUCCUAGUGUUUUUUGUAACAAAGUUAAAAAUCUUGUCAAAAACAAUCUGUUUCAAUUGUAGA